Messenger RNA from Rotaria sp. Silwood2, 414 nucleotides. Lineage: Eukaryota; Metazoa; Rotifera; Eurotatoria; Philodinida; Philodinidae. The record is from the annotation of a GenBank genome assembly.
AUGGAUUGUUUAUAUCAUAUUUAUCCAUUCGAUAGUGGUUUUAUUUUGCCACAAUGUGCUAUAGAAAAUAAUAUUCGCAUGAAAUUAGAACAGCGAAUAGGAACUAGAAAAGAUCGAUCGAAUAUUGUUAAUUUAUUUUUUGAUCUAACUCAUGUUAAUGUAUUUCAACGAACUUUACCAACAUUAUUUUAUAUACAUACCGAUACGACUUUUACUUUAAUAUCAAAUCAAAAUAUUAUUAUCAUUCCCGUAACAGAUAUAGACAAUCAUGUAUUUUUACAUGGUCCAUAUUCAUUCUAUUUAUUUUGGUCAGCGAAGAAAAAUAUAUUUCAACGUCUUGGUGAUCAACCUUCGAAUGAACUUCUUGAUAUUCUUAUGCAAGAAGAACAAGAACAACAUUUAAAAAGUAUCUAA